UCCCGGCUGCCUCCAUUCCCCCAGCCCAGAGCAGGCAACGUGCGCUUCCGUUGGGCACGGCCCGCGUUCCCUUGCGCGGGUCGCGGGCGGCCAGAGCUUUGGCUGGCUGCUCCUUUUCAAAGCCUGCAAGCACCGUUUGUGCGCGGUGCGCGCAGCCCUGACCCGAAGCAGAGGCUUGCUGUGAAAAUAAAGCCUUGGUUCUUCUGGGAUUUCAGCCUGGGAUAUGUUCGUGGGGACCCUUCUAAAAGGUAGAGGAAGGACCUCCAGCUAUUUUCCCAGAGAGGGCAGGGGAGAUCCCUCCUCCCGUUCGGCUCAUCCCUUUGCUACUUCCAUUUAGUUUGAAAGCAACCUGCAGCCAACCCCGCCUGGGAAGUUUCCGUUCUGCUGCCUCCCAGCUCAGUGCAUUCAAGGUGCCUUUGAUAAGUCUGUGUGUAGCCGCUGGGAGUCGGACUGUUGCUUUCUCAGUUCUUCAUCACAGGCAACCCCCACCUUCCUCUUCCAGCCCACAUACCCGAUUUGCUAGAGAUGAAGGGGAGGGAGUGAUGAAAUGAACAAGAAGUGGCAAAUUGAUUAAGACUAGUUUCCUCUUCAAACGGCGGCUCGGAAGAGAAAGAAGCAGAGCGAGAAUAGGCGGCAGCCCGAAGAGCUUGCAAAGAAGGGGUGGGGAGGCGAGCCCUGCUGUGGGCAGCGACUAAGCUUUCCUGCCUUUUGCAACGGCGGAGAAUUGAUUCUAGGCGCUAGGGGUGCUGGCUGUUCGGGCGCUUCUGCGGUUCGCCGUCGACAUGCACGCGCGCUCCGUCUGACUGCAUUUGACUUAUAAUGCCGGCUUCUCUUUGGAAUGCAAAACCGUGCACAGGAUGAAAUCAGGUCACUCUGCCAGAAUGCCAGAAGAAAAUUCCCCAAGGAGAACUCCUCAGAAAAUCCCGUACCAGGACCUUCCUCACUUGGUCAAUGCUGAUGGGCAGUAUCUUUUCUGCAGGUACUGGAAGCCGGCUGCCACUCCAAGGGGCCUGGUGUUCGUUGUUCAUGGUGCUGGAGAACACUGCUGUCGCUAUGAUGACUUGGCCAAGAUGCUGACAGGAAUCGACUUUUUUGUGUUUGCCCAUGACCAUGGUGAGUGUCACUGGAAAAAAACUCUGUGUUGAUGAGAAAAGGAGAGUAAAUAUGAUGUG
Molecule: messenger RNA, 1172 nt
Organism: Python bivittatus (Burmese python)
Lineage: Eukaryota; Metazoa; Chordata; Lepidosauria; Squamata; Pythonidae
Source: RefSeq, a predicted model, not a curated record